CUUCCUACCCUGCUGGCUCCUGUAGAGCAGAGCAAUGCAAGGGAUCUGUUGCACAUGAGGGCUUGAGCAGUGAGUGCACAUGUCCGGCUCCAGCACACACGAGGGUUCCUCCUGACUGUUUGGAUGGUUGUGGGAGCAAAUGCUUUAAAAUCCCUAGAGAAGAAUGGACAUCGCUGGCUUUCUGAAAUCUCAAUUCCUUUGCCACCUUUUUAUCAGCUAUGUAUUUAUUGGAACUGGACUUAUAGUAAAUUUCAUUCAACUUUGCACUCUAAUUGUUUGGCCUUUUAACAAGCAGCUCUACCGGAAGAUAAACUGCAGGCUGGCAUACUGCAUAUCAAGCCAGCUGGUGAUGUUAUUGGAGUGGUGGUCGAAUACUGAUUGUACACUCUAUACUGAUCCUGAAAACUACACCAAAUAUGGCAAAGAAAAUGCAAUAGUAGUCCUCAAUCACAACUUUGAAAUAGACUUUCUCUGUGGUUGGAAUUUUUGUGAGAGAUUUGGUGUUUUAGGGAGUUCAAAGGUGCUAGCAAAGAAAGAACUUUCCUAUGUACCUGUGAUUGGUUGGAUGUGGUACUUCCUAGAAAUUGUGUUCUGCAAAAGGAAAUGGGAGGAAGACAGAAAAACAGUUAUACAAGGUUUACAUAAUCUUAGGGAUUAUCCAGAACAUUUUUGGUUUCUGAUCCAUUGUGAGGGCACACGUUUCACAGAAAAGAAACAUGAAAUCAGCAUGCAAGUAGCAGAAGCUAAAGGUCUCCCAAAGCUAAAACACCAUCUGCUACCAAGGACUAAAGGAUUUGCUGUCACUGUGCAGAGUUUGAGAAAUGUAGUUUCAGCUGUAUACGACUCAACCCUCAAUUUUAGAAACAAUGAAAAUCCUACAUUGCUUGGAGUUUUGAAUGGGAAGAAAUACCACGCGGACCUGUGUGUCAGGAGAAUCCCAUUAGAAGAAAUCCCAGAGGAUGAGCAGGAAUGUGCCUCUUGGCUCCACAAACUGUAUCAGGAAAAGGAUGCAUUUCAGGAGGAAUACUACAAGACCGGUGCCUACCCAGGGACUGCAGUUGUGCCACCUAGGAGACCAUGGACCCUUAUAAACUGGAUAUUUUGGGCCUCUCUGCUUUCAUAUCCCUUAUUUAAAGUGCUGGCAAACAUGAUCAGCAGUGGAUCGUAUUUUACAAUUUCCGUCUUUGCAUUAUUAAUGGUUAUUGUGUCUGUAGGAGCCCGGAGAAUGAUCAGAGUCACUGAAAUUGACAGAGGCUCCGCUUACGGCAACCGUGAAAACAAACUGAAGCAGAAAUAGUGCAACAGAGACUUCUUAGACAACAAACCUUCUUAACGCUGGCAUCACCCCUUCAGAUUGGGAGUGCGUUGUAGGUGCAUAUCACAGUGAAGUGACUCGUUUUAUAUUCUAUCCUCUUGUGGAACCAGAACGAGAAUUUUAGCCAAUCUUUUUUUGUUUUAUUUUUUUAAAAGUACGACAAUUCCUGUUUCAUGAAUGUUGAAGUCUUUAACACUGGAGAACAUUUCCACUGCCUGUGUCUGUGAUACUUGCCUUGGUACAAAAUAAACCAUUCCUCAACCUU
Xenopus tropicalis (tropical clawed frog) is the source of this 1580-nucleotide messenger RNA. It is a transcript of the gene agpat4, whose product is annotated as 1-acylglycerol-3-phosphate O-acyltransferase 4. Lineage: Eukaryota; Metazoa; Chordata; Amphibia; Anura; Pipidae. Gene Ontology annotation, molecular function: acyltransferase activity; 1-acylglycerol-3-phosphate O-acyltransferase activity. Gene Ontology annotation, cellular component: endoplasmic reticulum membrane. The record is from RefSeq and is marked provisional.